AUGAACGCCUCUUACAUCUUCGCUGCCUUUGUUGGCAUUUUCGCAUCUGUUGCGUAUGGUAGUAAGUGCCAGUUGGGUUCUGGUGACGAGGUGCUUGAGAAGGGCCCUUCCCGCCUUCUCAUUGUCGGCAACCCUAUCAUAGACAUGACGGCUUCUGUUGAUUACUCCGUCGUUGAAGCCCUCAAUUUGAUCAAGGGUGAAUCCAAAGGACUUGUGACCCCAGACGACUUCAAGAGGCUUGGCGACUCUAUCACCGUUCAGGCCCGCACUGCUGGUGGUUCGUCUGGCAACGUUGCUCGCGCCUACGGUUACCUCGGUGGUAAGGUUGCCUUCCUUGGUCGCUGUGGUCAGGAUGAGUUCGCUGACCAAUUCAGUCAGUCGCUUGCUGAGAACGGUGUUGAAGACCUUACCAUUCGCAUUCCUGAGAAAUUCACCACCCAAUUGUACUCUCUUGUUACGCCCGACGCUGAGCGCACCAUGUACGUGUUGUCGGGAGCGUCCCGCACUUUGCAAUCGUCUGAUGUUGAUGAGAGUUUGAUGGACGAGUUCGACUACUACGUGGCGGACGCUUUUGUCUACUUCGGUGAUGAGCGUGUUGCUCUUACUAACAAGAUGGUUGAUGCUGCUCUUAGCCGCGGCAAGGGUGUCAUCACUCUUUUCUCCAACAUGACCUGCAUUCGUCGCAGUGGUGAUGCUUUGAAGGAGCUUGCUGACAAAUCUACCUACAUUUCUGGAAACCUCGAGGAAUACUCUACCUUGUACGGUAUUCCCAACCGUGAGGACUUGUUCCGUAUGUUCGAAGACCGUACCUCAGGAUCACACCCUCAGCACAAAGCCGUUAUCAUUACGAUGGGCGGCAUGGGAGCCAUGGUCAUCUACCAGGGCAAGCGCUACAUCGUGCCUCCAUGCAAGGUGGAUGUCGUUGACACCAGCGGUGCUGGUGACUUCUUUGCUGGUUCGUUCCUUUACGGUGUGUUGAACGGUUGGAACGUGAGGAAGGCUGGUAAAUUUGCUGUCGCCAUGGUCGGCGAUAUCCUUUCUCACAUGGGUAUUAGCAUCAGUGAGGGUACCCACACUAAGAUCAAUGAGAUCAAGGGCAUUGCGUGA
Messenger RNA from Babesia bigemina, 1107 nucleotides. Its product is annotated as Ribokinase like superfamily protein, putative. Lineage: Eukaryota; Apicomplexa; Aconoidasida; Piroplasmida; Babesiidae. Bases 1 to 1107 code for a protein of 368 amino acids. The transcript has a single exon. The record is from RefSeq and is a predicted model, not a curated record.